Molecule: messenger RNA, 3786 nt
Organism: Entamoeba dispar SAW760
Lineage: Eukaryota; Evosea; Mastigamoebida; Endamoebidae
Product: AMP deaminase, putative
Exons: 1
Coding region: 1-3786 (1261 amino acids)
Biological process (GO): IMP salvage; AMP metabolic process
Cellular component (GO): cytosol
Molecular function (GO): zinc ion binding; AMP deaminase activity
Source: RefSeq, a predicted model, not a curated record
AUGAAUAGUAGUAUUGAUUCAACAUUCUUCAAUGACUAUGUUUAUUUCACUAUUACUCGUGCAUAUUCUUCAAUUAGUAAAGAAGACAGAAUUGCUGCAAAAAAUAUUCAACAAGCAAUAUUAUUAAGAAAGAAAUAUUUAAAUUUUAGUGAUGGAAGUGAAGUUUACCCACCUCACUAUCACCUUUCCAAUCAAGUUAAUAAUGAUCAUUAUUCUUUAUUAAAAAUGAGUGAUGGAGUAUUUCAGAUUAUUCAAAAUAAUAAAGCAAUUAUGUCAAUUGUUCAAUACAAACAAUAUUUAAUAGAUUAUAAGACAUUAUUAAAUUUAUGCGAAAGUAGUAUUGUCAAAAAUUUUGCAGAACAACGAUUAAAUGAAUUGUCAAGAAAGUUUAAAUUGCAUUGUUUAUUAAAUUCUCGAAAAUCUAAAAGUCAAACAUCAGUUGAAGAUAUUCAUACAAUAUCUAAAAUUGAUACUCAUAUUCAUGCUGCUGCAUGUAUGACAGAAUCACAAUUAUUAAAAUUUCUUAAAGAAAAAAAUAAAUCAAGUAAAUCAGAAUUUGUUGGAUAUUAUACAAUGGAUUCAGGUGAAAAAGAAUUAGAAACAUUAGAACAUAUGUGUAAAAGAUUAGGAGUUAAUUUAGAAGAAUUUACAUUAAACCAAUUAGGAGUACGUGCAGGUAUUGAAUUUUUUAAUAGAUUUGAUGUAUUUAAUGCUUCAUAUAAAAUUGCAGGAGAAGAUUUAUUAAGAACAGUAUUUUUAAAAUCAGAAAAUUAUAUGCAUGGAAAAUAUUUUGCUGAAUUAAUUCAUAAUGUUUUUGAUACAUUAAAUGGUACACCAACACAUUUAGAACUUAGAUUAAGUAUUUAUGGAAGGUCAUUAGAUGAAUGGGAAAAAUUAGCUGAGUGGAUUGAUAUGUGGGACCUUAGACAUCCACAAAAUAAAUGGAUGAUUCAAUUUCCAAGAAUAUUCCAUGUAUGUAAAGGAAAUAAAGAAGAAUAUACAUUUGAAACAUAUAUGAAUAAUUUAUUUAAACCAUUAUUUGAUGCAUCUUUAUAUCCAGAGAAAUAUCCACAAUUAGCAGAAUUUCUUAGUACAGUAUCUGGUUUUGAUUCAGUCGAUGAUGAAAGUGCAUUAGAACAAACAGUUGGAAAUUUACCAAGUGCGGGUGAAUGGAAGAGUAAAGAAAAUCCACCAUAUUUUUAUUAUAUGUAUUACACUUAUGCAAAUAUUGCAUCAUUAAAUUAUUAUAGAAAACAGCGUGGAAUGAAUACUUUUGAUUUUAGACCUCAUUGUGGGGAAUCAGGUCAUAUUCAUCAUUUAGCAGCAGCAUAUCUUACUGCUAAAGGAAUUAAUCAUGGUAUUAGAUUAGAAGCAUCACCUGCAUUACAAUAUCUUUAUUAUUUAAGUCAGAUUGGAUUAGCAGUAUCUCCAUUAAGUAAUCAUAAUUUGUUUCUUGAAUAUGAAAAGAGUCCAUUUAAUGAUUUCUUUAUGAGAGGGUUAAAUGUUUCAUUAUCAUCUGAUGAUCCAUUACAAUUUCAUAGAACACAAACACCAUUAAUGGAAGAAUAUGCUAUUGCACAACAAACAUGGAAUUAUGUUACUGGGGAUAUGGCUGAAAUAGCAUAUAAUAGUGUAUUACAAUCUGGGUUUACAGAAGAAGAGAAAGAAUCUAUGUUAGGAGAGAAUUAUCAUAACUUUAAUGAAAAAAAUUCAAAUAAAACACGACUAACACUUAUCAGAAAGAAUUAUAGAGAUACUUCUUUAAAAUUAGAAAGAGAUUAUAUUGAAAUUUUAAGUGAUGAAAAUAAAAUGAAAGAGUCACAUAUUUUUGCUAACAUUCCAUAUUCAAUUAUUGAUGUUGUUUAUCCAGAAAAUGGAAUGGAAGAAGAAAUUGAUGUUAUUAGAAAAUUAGAGUUUUGGUUAAAUGUCAGAGAGAAAUAUCUUAGUUAUUGUGCUAAAUUAAGAACAACAAGAAAUAGUUUCUUUCAUCCUAAUGCACAAACAACAGAAGUAAUUGCAUUAAAUCAAGGAAUAUUUAAUGUAUAUAAUGAAGAAGCUAUAUGUGAAAAUGAUCACUAUCAUCUAGCAGAGAUUUAUUGUCAAGAAUGUGGUAAAAGAUUUUGUAUUAAAUGUUAUAAAAAAACACAUAAAGGAAUUUAUCAUUCAUUACUUCAAUUAAAUUGUAAACCUACAUUUGAUAUUAUUGAUGAUGAACAAUUCUUUUGGGAUUAUAAAGCAUUAAAAAAAUUUUGUCAAAGUGGUCCAGCAAGAACGUUUUGCUUUAGACAAAUGCAUGUCCGAUCUGAACUAUUUCAAUUAUACCAUUUACUUAAUGAAAAAAGUGAAGAUAUAGAACAAACAGCAUUAAAAACAGAUUUUGAACAAAUUACUAAAGUAGAUACUCAUGUUCAUGCUAAUAGAUCAUUUCAUCCAACUGAUUUACUUGAAAUUAUUCAAAAGAAAUUAGAAAAAGAACCUACAAGAGUAGUUAGAAAAGAAUUAGAAUUAAAUGGUAAAACGUAUUAUGAUAUAACAUUACAACAAUUAUUUGAUUUAUUAGGAGUUAAACAAUUUAAUAUUCAUUCAUUAAAUGUUCAAUCAGAUCCAUCACUUGUUUCUAGAUUUGAUUUAUGGUUAAAUAAAUAUUACCCAUUUGGUCAAUUAAAAUUAAAAGAAUUAUUCCUUACAAUUAAUAAUGAUAUCCAUGGAGAAUAUUUAUGUGAGUUAUUAAAAAGUACUGUAUUUGAACGAUUAAAAGUAUUAGAAACUAUUAAAACUGAAUAUCGAUUUAAUUGUAGUGGAAUGGAAUUAAAUGAAAUGGAAGAGUGGGCUAAUCAAAUCGUUAAAUCGGGGUUAAUAGAACCUAAUAAUAAUUCUUAUAUUAUUUGUAUUCCACGUAUUUAUUCUAGAUGGAAAGAAGAAGGUUAUAUUAAUAAUUUCUCCGAAUUUCUUAGAAAUAUAUUUAAACCUUGUUUUGAAGCAACACUACAUCCAGAACAACAUCCUAAUCUUGCUAAAUUUUUAUCUAAUUGUGGUGCAUUUGAUUGUGCAAGUGAAGAACUUUUACAUGAAGAAGAAAUUGAACCAAGAAAUAUUAUAAGACCAGAUGAAUGGGAUAUGAAUGAAAAUCCUCCUUAUGAAUAUUAUUUGUAUUAUUUAUAUGCUAAUAUAACUGUUCUUAAUGGAUUUAGAAAAGAAAAAAAGUUAAAUACGUUUGAUUUUAGACCUCAUUGUGGACAGGCAGGUGAUAGAAUGCAUGGAGCAGCUGCAUUCCUAACUGCAAAUUCUAUUACUCAUGGAGUUAUGAUUGAUGGACAAAAUACACUGCAAUAUCUUUAUAUUUUAGCUCAAAUAGGAAUAUCAUCUUCUCCAAUUCAACAAGCAGCAUUAUAUGGAGGAGUAGUUGAUCCAUUUAGAAAAAUGUUUGAACGAGGAAUGAGGAUAUGUUUAAGUACAGAUACACCGUUACAUACUCAUAUUACAAAAGAACCUUUAACUGAAGAAUAUUCAUCUGCAAUGAAAAAUUUCCAAUUAACACAAACUGAUUUGGCUGAGAUUGCCCGAAAUUCUGUUAUUAUUUCAUCAUUUCCUCAAGAAUAUAAGGAAAAAUGGAUCGGGAAGGAUUAUAAAUUACCUGGAAUUGCUGGAAAUGAUUCAAGCAAAACAAGUAUUCCUGAUAUGAGACUUGAAUUUAGACAAAGAAUCAUCGACAACGAAAUUCGUACAUUUGAGAAAUGGUUAAAAAAUUCAAAUAACAUUAUAAGGGAAAAAGCUGAUUUUAAUUAA